AUGGCAGGUAGUUAUAAGAUAUGGGUACUUCAUGGGGAAGAAGAUAAUCCUACACAAAACCAAUCAGCAUCUAGCCAUGACUAUGUCUUUAAUGAUGGUACAACCCAUUCUGGAAAUAAUACAGGUGUACUUGAUAUGUUACAUGAUGUUGAUAAUGCUGGGCCUUUUGAUAGUAAAGCAGAUACAGGUAGGCACGGAGAAACUAAUGAUGAUUCGGGUGAAGCUGAUAGUACAAAUAAUUUUGGUGAAGCUAGUACAAAGUUUGAGGAGCUAUUAGGCAAAGCUAAGCAAGAACUAUACCCUGGUUGUACAGAUUACUCGUCAUUAACUUUCCUUGUAGAGUUAAUGCAUCUCAAAGUGCUCAACUGUUGGAGCAACAAAAGUUUUGAGAUGCAUCUUGAGUUGCUUAAGAAAUCUUUUCCAAAAGAUAAUACAAUUCCGAGUUCAUACUAUGAAGCUAAAAAGAUAUUGCGUGAUCUUGGAUUGGGAUAUGAAUCGAUUGAUGCAUGUAAAAAUGACUGUGCUUUAUAUUGGAAGGAACAUAAGGAUAGGGAUGAUUGUCCAGUAUGCCACGAGCCUAGGUACAAAUUCAAUGACGGAAAGGGUAAGAAGAUCCCACACAAGGUACUGCGCUAUUUUCCUUUAAAACCAAGACUGCAGAGAUUAUUUGCUUCAAGGCACACAGCUGAUGAUAUGAGAUGGCACAAAGAACAUGUUGCUCCUGAAGGGGUUUUAAGGCAUCCUGCUGAUGCUGAAGCAUGGAAGCAUUUUGAUUUGCGAUAUCCACAAUUUGCAGAAGAUCCUCGCAAUGUAAGGUUAGGUCUUGCUACUGAUGGGUUUAAUCCCUUUGGAAAUAUGAAUAAUGCGUACAGCAUGUGGCCAGUUAUAGUGAUGCCCUACAAUUUACCCCCUUGGAAGUGUAUGAAACAACCUUUUUUCAUGAUGGCGUUACUUAUUCCUGGCAAGAAAGCACCUGGUAACGAUAUCGAUGUGUAUCUACGACCCUUAAUAGAUGAGCUAAAAGAGUUGUGGGAAAAAGGAGUGGAAACAUAUGAUGCCUCCACAGAAAAAACUUUUCGUAUGCACGCAGCUGUAUUGUGGACCAUAAAUGACUUCCCAGCAUAUGGUAAUUUAUCAGGAUGGAGUACAAAAGGUUACUUAGCAUGUCCAGUAUGUAAUGAUGACCCACCGUCUCGUGCAUUGAGGAGUAAGAUAGGUUAUCUGCGUCAUCGUAGGUUCUUGCCUCCCCAACAUCCAUGGCGGAGAAACAAACUUCAUGAUGGACAUGAUGAGCUUCACAGUCUACCGAAAGAGUUGACAGGCAUUCAACUUUUACAGCAAAUUGAAAAACUGGGAGUUAAAAGUUGUUUCGGAAAGCAUCCAGAUAAGAGAAGCAAGAAAAGAAGUCGUACCAAGAAAGAGCUGAGUUGGACAAAAAAGAGUAUUUUCUAUGAGAUUCCAUACUGGUCACAUCUUAAAAUCAGGCAUAAAAUUGAUGUUAUGCAUGUUGAGAAAAAUAUAUGCGAUAAUAUCGUGGGAACCUUGUUAAAUCAGGAAUUGAAGACCAAAGAUACGUUUAAAGCUCGCUUGGAUCUGGAAGACAUGAAUAUUAGACCAGAAUUGCACCUAAAGCGUAAAGGAGAAAAAUUUAUAAAGCCUCCAGCUUCCUAUGCUUUAACAACGGAGCAAAGGAAAGAGUUUUGUAGGUUUCUGAAAUCAGUGAAGUUCCCAGAUGGAUACGCAGCUAACAUAGCGAGGAGUGCUAAUGUGGAUGAUGGGAAGAUAUCAGGUUUGAAAAGCCAUGACUGUCACGUGUUGUUACAAAAAAUUCUCCCGGUUGGAAUUCGUUCGUUUCUGCCCACGGAUGUAUGCACUGCCUUAAUUGAGUUGAGUAGUUUCUUUCAUGAUUUAUGUGCGAAGAAACUGAAUGUGAGUCACUUGGAAGAAAUGGAAAAAGGUAUAGUUUUGAUUCUUUGUAAGUUGGAAAGAAUAUUUCCACCGGCAUUUUUUGAUGUCAUGGUUCAUUUGGCUAUUCACUUACCCCGAGAAGCUAAACUUGUUGGUCCAGUUGGUUAUAGUUGGAUGUAUCCUUUCGAAAGGUACGUUGGAACACUUAAGCGUUACGUGAAGAAUAAAGCACGACCAGAGGGUUCAAUAGCGGAAGCAUACAUUAUUAAUGAAGCUUUGACAUUUUGCUCAUUGUAUUUACGUGGGAUUGAAACUAAAUUUAAUCGCCCAGAACGAAAUGAUGAUAAUUCAGAUGAUAGUCAACGACGCAAGGGAAAGCUGUCUGUUUUCGCUCAGGAUGUCCGUCCCUUCGGUACAAAAGCUAUAAAAUCACUGACUCUAGAAGAACGAGAACAUAUACAUUGUGAACAUUUGAAUGUGCUGAAAGCAGAAUCAAAUGACAACUUGUUACAGAGGCAUCAAAAACUAUUUCCUGUGUGGUUUCGAAAUCGGAUCGGAAAAUUGUAUCAUGAAAAUUUUUCAGGGGUUAGUGAUGAAUUGCAUUCGUUAGCACAGGGUGUUGAAUCUCGCGCAAAAUCAUUUUCUGCUUGUAUCUAUAAUGGAGUUCGAUUCCAUACCAAACAACGCGAACUUCGUCGAACGACCCAGAAUAGCGGAUUGGUAGUAGAUGGGGAACACAAUAGUAAGCCAAUUGAAUUCUUCGGUAGCUUGCAAGAUGUUAUUGAGUUAGACUUUUUGUAUGGAUACCGAGUUGUGUUAUUUAAAUGUGAUUGGUUUGACGUAACUCCUGGAAAUACAAGAAUUCGAAAGGAUUAUAGUUUGACAUGUAUAAAUACUAAUAGAAUAUGGUACAAGAGUGAUCCUUUCGUUCUUGCAUCACAAUCGCAACAAGUGUUCUACCUAGAUGACUAUAAGCAUGGAGCAAAUUGA
Papaver somniferum (opium poppy) is the source of this 2898-nucleotide messenger RNA. RefSeq lists its product as uncharacterized. The coding region runs from base 1 to 2898 and encodes 965 amino acids. The transcript is spliced from 4 exons. The record is from RefSeq and is a predicted model, not a curated record. NCBI's taxonomy places the organism in Eukaryota, Viridiplantae, Streptophyta, Magnoliopsida, Ranunculales, Papaveraceae.